CACUGCUCUGUAUGAUGUGUAUCUGUCAAGUGACUGUGAUCGAUCUGUUAUAUCGCAUAACAGUGUUAUUUUUGAGUAUAUUUGUGGUUAUAAAAUGCUUUGUAACACCCCUUGGUCGCUAGUAGAUUUCAUUUUAUUCCCUAUUAAUAUGACUGUUGUUGGCUGUAAUCAUUGGAUUCUUGGGGAGUUCAACGUGAAGCAGAGAUUUUUUAAAGUCUACAACUCAAUGAGGAAUAGAGUUAUGGAUAAGAAAGUGUUGAAAGUUGUUGAAGCAUAUUCUACUUUGUUGCCCUUGUUUCUUUCUUUAAAUAAUUUUUAUGAGUCAAGGGAAGAUAUUGAUCUAAACGCACAAGCAUUCAAGGGCAUUGAUAUGUGUCACCCGUUGGACAUUGUGUUUGAUGAUGAGGUUCCACAACAGAGUAACAACGAUUGUGGGAUUUUUAUCAUAAAGUUUGCUGAAUUUCUUAUGCAUGGACUUAUUGAAAAUAUCCCCAAUCCUCUGAAUGUUAGUUUCCAGAGAAACAAAAUUGCAGUCGAGCUAUAUGUCCACGCUAAAAGAAAGAAAGAUGAAGGCUAUCUAUCUGAUGGGGAGUUCAGAGGAAGAAUGAGCAAGAAGAUGUUGAAUGUUAAUGCAAUGGAAGUAUGAGAGCAUCAAAGUAGUUAACAUUUUGGCUUUUAUCUUGUAAAGAAGAUACAUACUUAUGGCAAGAUAACUUUUGUGUCUUUGUUUUGCAAACUUUCAAGCAAGUAUCAUGUUUGAAUAUUUUGAAUACUGUGGCAUAUCAAUGAAUUUUGAUAUUAGCCCUUUUUUAUGAGGAAUGUUGUACAGAGGUGUCUCAAGUUUGUAACUUGAGUUCACAACUUUAUUUUUAUAUUUCAUGUUUUAGGUAACAUCUGUUAAAAGUUUGUAACCUAAGUUCAUGCAAAAUUGCGUAGCAUUACUUAACG
This is a messenger RNA of Humulus lupulus (European hop), 948 nucleotides long. RefSeq lists its product as uncharacterized. Gene Ontology annotation, molecular function: deSUMOylase activity. The transcript has 2 exons. Gene Ontology annotation, cellular component: nucleus. NCBI's taxonomy places the organism in Eukaryota, Viridiplantae, Streptophyta, Magnoliopsida, Rosales, Cannabaceae. Gene Ontology annotation, biological process: protein desumoylation. The record is from RefSeq and is a predicted model, not a curated record. The coding region runs from base 95 to 646 and encodes 183 amino acids.